AUGUGUUUAAUGAUUGCGGCUUUAACUAAUCAAAUACUAUUUACUCCGCGAGAAAUUAUGUAUUUUAGCAGAAGAAUGUCGCGAUUUUAUUAUUGUCGUCAAAAAUUAUAUUGGAUGAAUAAUUUUCUGUUAGAAAAACAUUCUGUAUUCUCGUUUGUCAUUAAUACAUGGGUUAUACCAAGAACAUGCUAUAGUACAGAAAAUAAAAUAAAUUUUCCUGACUCUUUAACAAAGGACAAAAUAAAAAAAAUAGUUUCCAAAUUUAAUUCAGAAGAACGAGAGCUUUUUUUAAAAGCUCUUGAAGAAUAUAAAUCAGAAGAAGAUAGAGCUGAAUAUCAACGUCAAUUAGCUGCUUUUCGAUGGUGCAAUAAACUUGGAAGGCCUAGUAAAAUACCAUCAUUAAAAAAUGUGGAUCCUACAGGCACAUAUUGUCCUGUACCUGAAGAUUGGCUUAUGCGCAAGUAUGAACCACACUUAGUUGAAACUGUUCCAGAACCAUCUACAAAAGAUCUAAUUUUAGUUGCGAUUUCAAAUGCAAUUCCGUUCAUUGGUUUCGGUUUUCUUGACAAUUUCAUCAUGAUAGUUGCUGGAGAUCAAAUUGAGAUAAUAUUAAGUAAAAAAUUUCCAAUUUCAACUAUGACGGCUGCCGCUUUAGGAAAUACAAUAUCUGAUAUAAUAGGAAUUGGAUCUGUACAUUAUGUAGAACGUUUUGCUCAAAGUGUUGGUUUUAAAGCACCAAAACUUACACCUAUGCAAUUAAAUCUUCGUAGAACAAAAGCAGCUGCUAAUAUGGGACGAGUUAUUGGAGUUACAAUUGGUUGUAUUAUUGGAAUGACACCUAUUCCAAUUUUUUCCUAUUUUCAUAACAAUGAUUAAAAUUGUAUAUAUUAAAUUAUAAUAAUAAUAAAAAAAUUAUCUACUUAGAUAAUUUUUUAAAUAUCCUUGUGACUUGAAAUUUUGUAAUUAUUCGCAAUGUUAAUUUAAUGACAAUCAUAAUGUUUGUGUAAUAUAUAAGAUAUAAUCUCUGUAAAAUGAAUAUAUAUAUAUAUAUACAUAUAUAUAAUUGUAAUGUAUUAUCAAAGCUAUAUAAGUAGCAAAAGUAAAAAAUAAAUCAUUUUAUGUCUUA
Molecule: messenger RNA, 1126 nt
Organism: Apis cerana (Asiatic honeybee)
Lineage: Eukaryota; Metazoa; Arthropoda; Insecta; Hymenoptera; Apidae
Cellular component (GO): mitochondrion
Source: RefSeq, a predicted model, not a curated record